This is a messenger RNA of Drosophila navojoa, 4538 nucleotides long. It is a transcript of the gene stj, whose product is annotated as voltage-dependent calcium channel subunit straightjacket. Gene Ontology annotation, cellular component: voltage-gated calcium channel complex. The record is from RefSeq and is a predicted model, not a curated record. Lineage: Eukaryota; Metazoa; Arthropoda; Insecta; Diptera; Drosophilidae. Gene Ontology annotation, molecular function: voltage-gated calcium channel activity.
AACGGCAGUAUACAUAGAAAAGUUUUUUCUACAGUCCAUCAGAAUUUUCACACGCGGACAACAGAGGCGAAAAACGUGCACAGCUUGCGAAAAAUUUGAAGAAAAUUCAAUGAAAAUUGUAUAAAAUGUGCAAAACGUGAGCGAAAACUUUGUGGAUUAUUCUGGUAGGGAAAAUGUCGCCGCGUUCCCGUUAAGGCUGCGGCUCGAGGCAGGCCCCACAAGCAGAGCAAACCCGAUGGCAUGUGCAAGUGUGUGUUUGUGUUUGUGAUAGAGUGCAGCAAAAUUGGGCUACAAUUAAAUUAAGCCCGUUCGUAUAUAUGUCGCGGCCCAGAUCGGAGCAGCCAGUACAUCGAUAUGGCGAGACCAUUUUGGGUCUGGCGGCGCCUCUGCCUGAGCCUUCUGUUUGUGUUCAUCCACAGUACGCCCACAGCGAAUGGCGAUAAAAUCAACUACAAUCUUGUGCACUCCUGGGCGGACAAGCUGGGCUUGGAGCUGUUUUCUCUGGGCGAUUUUAUCACCAGGCGCAAGGAGGUGCAAGAGAGUUUUAAGGAGGCCAAAGUGGUGACUCGUCAAGGUGGCGUAAUUGUAGAGUCCAUGGCGAAAGAAAUCGAAAUGAUGAUGGAUCUGAAAGUCAGCGCCGUGCGACGCAUUAUGGAUACUGCUGAGAAUACGGCGCUGUCGCAUCAAAAUGAUAUGGCGGACAAGAUGUUCUCGUACUACAAUGCCAAGUCGAUGGCAGAGCCAGGUGAACCGACACCGCCGGCACCAACGACACCGCCGGAUAUGGACGAUCAGAUCGGCGAGCCGCUAAUCUAUGUACCGCCCAAAGUUCUGGUGUUGGAGCCGAGGCCGGAAUUUCACAAUACGCCGGUCAACUUCAGCGUCAGUUCGGUGCAUGUGCCAGUGAAUGUGUUCGAUCGAGCAUCGGAUGUUAUAAAAGCGAUUCAAUGGUCGGAGAAUUUGGAUCAGAUAUUUCGUGAUAAUUAUAAAAACGAUCCAAGUUUGUCGUGGCAAUUUUUUGGCAGUUCGACAGGCUUUAUGCGUCAAUUCCCUGCAUCGAAAUGGAAGAAGGACGUACCGGUUGAUCUAUACGAUUGCCGUUUACGCUCUUGGUACAUGGAGGCGGCGACAAGUCCAAAGGAUAUUAUUAUCCUAAUGGAUGGAUCUGGUUCAAUGUUGGGACAGAGGCUAGAUAUCGCAAAGCAUGUUGUCAAUACUAUACUUGAUACAUUAGGUACAAAUGACUUUGUGAACAUCUUCACCUUUGAUAAGGAAGUGAGCCCAGUUGUCGGAUGUUUCGAGGAUACACUGAUUCAAGCAAAUCUGGGCAACAUACGUGAACUAAAAGAAGGGAUUGAAUCGUUUAAACCCAAAUCGAUUGCCAAUUAUACCGCUGCAUUGACAAGGGCCUUCGAGAUAUUGGAAGAGACGAAGAUAAAUUCGCGCGGCGCGCAAUGCAAUCAGGCGAUUAUGAUCAUUGGUGAUGGGGCACCCGAAAAUAAUCAAGAGGUCUUCCAAUUGCACAAUUGGCGCGACCCGCCGUAUAGGCCGGUGCGCGUGUUCACCUAUCUGAUUGGCAAAGAGGUGGCGAAUUGGGAUGAUAUACGGUGGAUGGCAUGCGAGAAUCAGGGCUAUUAUGUGCACCUCAGCGAUACGGCUGAGGUGCGCGAAAUGGUAUUAAAUUAUAUACCAGUUAUGGCUAGACCUCUGGUAUUGGGUAGGCAUGAUCAUCCGGUCAUUUGGACACAGGUCUAUGCGGACCUCGAGGAUACCAAACUUUCCGACUAUCUGUGGGAUAUCAAGCAGUGCGAGGAGCAGAAGGCCGAUGUUCUGGAGUAUUGGAAGGUGCACGAUCGCAUGCUGGAGCCAGCCGAAAUGCACAGGCGUGAAUACCGACGCAUGAAGGAGACCUGGAACCAACCCGUAGACUCAAAUGUCUAUCAAUUUAUGACCACCGUCUCCAUGCCCAUUUACGAUCGUCGCGAAAACGCGAAUAUCACCGAAGAAGUUUUAAUAAAUGAAGCACUCUGGGAAUUGCAAACACGUGAGACAAGAAUCGCAAACAUAUUGGGCGUGGCUGGCACUGAUGUGCCCAUCAGUGAAAUAAAGAAGCUGCUAUCGCCGUUUAUGCUUGGCGUGAAUGGUUAUGCGUUUAUAGUAACCAACAAUGGUUAUGUACUAUUCCAUCCAGAUUUUCGUCCAAUUUUCCAAGGUUAUAUAUUAAAACCAGCUUACAAUAGCGUUGACAUGAUCGAAGUCGAGCUAUUGGACGACGAUCGAGCCGCCAGAGACUUUAAUCCAGUGCUGAUGACGAUACGCGAUUCUAUAAUCAAUCAAUCGACCGGCAGCAAAUGGAUGUUGGUUAAAAAUCAUUUCGAUGAAAUGAAACGUGUGGCUCGCGUCAAGCGCCAGUAUUACUGGACUGCUAUCAAGAAUACGCCCUUUACGCUCGUUAUCACCUAUCCGGAGCGUUAUGGUGUGAGUCGCGUGGAACCACGCACCGAGCAAGACAUACAUCGCACCUAUAUAACGGGCAAAAAUAUACGCAGCUUCUUUGAUGGCAAACGCUGGAAAAUACACCCCGAUUGGCUUUUCUGCAAGCAAACCAACAAGACAUUCAGAACGCCCGAAACCGAGCUUUUGUACUUUGUUGAUCGCAUGUCUGAGCCCGGUUGGCAUUGGCCAUCAAGUCGAAGCGCGUUGCCCCCGGAGCAUGCGGCAGCUAUUUAUUCUAACAACUCAUCAACUGGCCGCUAUCCAUCAAUCAAUGAAAAAGAAAGCUACUAUUGCGAUCGCCAGCUAAUGCAAUCCCUAGUCUUUGAUGCGCGCGUCACCAAAUGGUUCUCGAACAGCACCAGCUUCAAUGCUCGCGACAAGGAGGAGAAGAGCGUUAGCGCAUCAAGCCCAAUAGCCGUUCUAAUGGGUUUGCUGCCAAGACACGAAUUCAAGCAACGCUUUGGCAUCACCGUCGCCUUUCUGGCCACGCACAGUGGUCUGACCCGCUGGCACGAGUUCCACUCGAACAUGGCCGAGCAGCCGAGCGCAGGUGAGAGCUUCAGUCAGAACAACAAACGCGCUAUCGAUGAGAUCUGGUAUAAGCGCGCCGUGGACCAAUAUUUUGUGCACAAGGAGAGUUUUGUCUACUCGGUGCCCUUCGAUGCUGGUGAAAGUGGCUCGGAAAUCAUUGUAACUGCCAGCAAUGCCAUUUUUCACAAUGAGAGCUCCAAGUCGGCGCCCGCUGCCGUCGUUGGAUUCCAAUUCCAGCACUCUGCAUUCUACAAGCUAUUCCACAACAUCACAGGCAAUGCAUGCGCUGUCGAUGACAAGGACUGCUAUAUACUCGAUAACAAUGGCUUUGUGAUCAUCUCGUCGCGCGUUCACGAAACGGGCAGAUUUUUCGGUGAAGUCAACGGCGCCAUCAUGAUGCGCCUUGUCGAGGAGAGAGUAUACAAGCGUGUCAUUGUCUACGAUUAUCAAGCCGUGUGCUUUGAGUCGAAAACUGAGAUCAAUGCAUCCAAUACACUGCUCUCUCCGCUGUUUCAUCUGCUGCGCGUAGGCAAAUGGCUGCUGCAUACGGCGCUGUGGUAUAUUGUGCAACUGAUGCGAUUGGCGCCGGGCAUAUCGGCCCAUUACAAUGACGUCUAUAUGGAUGCGAAUGGCACCGAGCAGGAGCCCGAAGAUCACGGCCAGACCAAGAAUGCCGCCUGGCUGCGGCAUUUGACGCUGCGACGCACGCGCCUCAAGUCGUGCGACAUGCAGCGCGAGCUCUACACGCUCUACAAUGAGAAGGACAACGUUGUCUACAAUAUGACAGCGCAUGCAUGCGAGCGGCCAUUUGUGGUGCUGCCCAUACCCAAUAGCAAUCUCAUAUUGCUCGUCAUCGAUCAGCUCUGUCCGCGCGACGUCGCCCUCGUGCUGACCGUCAAUCCGGCGCCCAUCAACUAUCCGCUGGCGCCCAAUGAGACCUUCUCCUGCUACAAGCAUGCCAGGGAAUUCAAUCGAGUGCGUCCGCAGAGCUGCAUCAGUCGUCAUGCGAAUGAGAGCGCGAUCAAGCUGUGCGGCAAGGGUUGCACCCUCUAUGCGAAUCUCACGCUCCUGCUGCUGAGCCAUGCGUUGAGUCGUUUGCUUUAACAUUGAUCGCAAUGGAUUUAGUUAAUCAUAGGCAAUAUAUAUUGAUAAUGUUUUUGUAUUAUAUUAUAUAUAUACACCCACAUAUAUAUGAUAAUUAUUAGGCAUAUUGGGAGGGGGGACGUUCGAUUUUUUACUAUAUACUCAUAAACGCUUAAGACGCUGUUCAUUUUUUCCACCAUUUGGUUUUGUUGUAUGUCGAGCUAGUUUUAAGGCUAAGUUAGCUACCGAAUUUGUUUUCAAGUCGUGUCUUGAGUUUUAUGUUAACUAUGAAAGUGUGACAGUGUGUGCUGCCUAUGUGUGGACGGGUCGCUGCGCUUUAUUGUAGACCUUCCAAUAGACAAGAAAAUUUAUUAAAUAGCAAAUACACUACAAAUUCCAACAACGGCCUUAAACUCGCAAACAAAAUU